Brassica napus (rape) is the source of this 5415-nucleotide messenger RNA. Its product is annotated as lysine-specific histone demethylase 1 homolog 3. The record is from RefSeq and is a predicted model, not a curated record. Bases 321 to 5102 code for a protein of 1593 amino acids. Gene Ontology annotation, molecular function: protein binding; oxidoreductase activity. NCBI's taxonomy places the organism in Eukaryota, Viridiplantae, Streptophyta, Magnoliopsida, Brassicales, Brassicaceae. The transcript is spliced from 10 exons.
CAAUCUCAUAACUCAUAAGUCAUAAGAAUCAUGGAAACGCCGCGUUUUAAAGCGUGCCGUAUCGUUGUAUUCCGAAAUUAGAUUUUUCACCAUCUUCGUUUUGGGUUUUGAAACAUUGAAGAAGCGUGCGUUGCUUCUGAGGAGGAUCUAUCUAGAGACCAAAGGUUUCGAGCUCACUCUGCUAGAAAACCCUAAAAAUUGAGGCUGUUACUUCCACCGAGGACGCAUCUUAAUCAGAGGAGACUUGAUUGAUCUUCACCGUCUUCUUAAGGGAAAAGUUUUGUUAGUUCCGAUUCUAGAGUCUUUAGUUGGGGAUUAAUAUGGAUGGGAAGGGGAAGAAAUGUGGUUCCAAGAAAGAAUCUAAGGUUUUUGAUUUCGAAGAUGAUGAUGAACCUAUCGGAUCUCUCUUGAAAGUUAUGAAGCACAAAACUGCUACUAAGAGUAAAGUUGAGACUGAGACUACUGGUAAACAGAGGCAGAAAGGGGCUGUGGAGAAGAAAUUGACUCAUGUACGCAAGGAUUCUGAGGAUAUGGAUGACACCUUAGCCAGUUUUAGGAAGAGAUUGAAGGGUCACAAGAAAAGGGUUAGGAAUGACAAGGAUGUUCCUCCGGUUGAUACUGUGACUGAUUCUAAUUUGAUCCCAAGCCCUGAUAUGGCUGACGAUGCAUCUGAGCUUGGCAGGGAAGGUACUGUCAACAAAAAGAGCUUGGAUGAUAUCUAUAAAACCAAGGUUAAAUCGAGUACAAGAUCAGUGACAUUAGAGAAGGAAGCAGAUGCAGAUGAUAAAUCCAAGAGACCGCUGCCAAAUGUCGAUGUUUAUCCUCCUGUUGAUAGAAAAGAUGUUUCAGUUCCUUCUCCUGAUCAGCACAUACACCUAGGAGAGCCAGAAUCAGAGUCUGGUCAUUUCCGAGAGGAAAAAAUUGUUAUGUGUGAUUGUGGGAUCCAAUUUAAUUUUGAGGACCGUUCCCUUGAUUCUAACUCUGAGGUUGCGAUCUGUCAGAAGUGCAAGCGUUCUUCACACCGUGACGCUUCUAACGGAGGUGGUAUCCAAGUUAAUACUCUCAAAGAUGGAACUGCUGAAGCUUCCCCGGUUUCAGUAACUCCCUAUGAAGAUGAAGAUUUCCGAGGUGAUGCAGUUUCAUUACCUAAUUCUGGGAAGCCAUCCACCUUGCAACGUCCAGAGCGCAUUGCUAGAAAGCGUAAGCAUGAAAACAUGGUGUAUGGAGAAGAUAUGAAUUGGGAGAACGAGCAAGGCUUUCUGGAUUGUCAAAGUGACAAGUCCUUUAAAGGAAGCGACAAGUGUGAUUUCGGUCCAUUUAUUUCCAAGGAAUUUGAGAUUGGUAGAGCAGCUGCGGUGGCAGCUGGCCUUAAAGCCCAGUCGGUUAGUCCGGUGGAGAAGACUAUACUUAAAGAGGUAUUGAAGCGCAAAGGGAGCCAUCAGGAGUACCUACGUUGCAGGAAUUCUAUCUUAGGUCUGUGGAGUAAAAAUGUCAGCCGGAUUUUACCUGUCACCGAGUGUGUUGUUGGCCAUUCUGAGAGUGAAUUUCCUUCAGCUGGCCUUAUCAGAGAGGUCUAUAAGUUUCUUGAUCAGAGAGGAUAUAUAAAUACUGGGGUUUCAUCUGUGAGGGGAAAAGGGGGUCCUUCGACUAAUCAUGAUGAUGAUCUUUCUCAGGGGAAAAAGCUUGAAGAAAGUUCUAUGGCUUCUGUUGCAAAUUCUGACGGAGAUACUUUUAUCUUUGGUCAGGUCAAAGCCGUUGAAUCGACUAGCGAGGGUAAGAACUGUGCUCUCCAAAAUGAUGAAACAGAAAUUGUAGAAUGUGCGACCUCAGCAAUGUUGGGAUCUACCAGAAAAACAUGCGAGGCAAGCAUUAUUGACGAUUGCAAACAUUCUGUCAGCAUAAAUGCUUUACUAGCAGAUGCUAAUGCACCCAAGGUCGAAAAGUGUCCGGAAACAAUUUCAGUACGGAAGACUGUUUUGUCUAGCACACUGUCCUCUGCAAAUUGUGAUCAAAUGAGAGGAAGAGACUGUGUUCAGGGUGAGGUUGAAGAUGAGAAAAAGGUAAUAGUUAUUGGAGCCGGUCCCGCUGGAUUAACAGCAGCACGUCAUUUACAGCGCCAAGGUUUUUCUGUCACAGUUCUUGAGGCAAGAAGUAGAGUAGGUGGUCGUGUAUAUACAGACCGGUCCUCUCUUUCAGUUCCUGUGGAUCUGGGGGCCAGCAUAAUUACAGGAAUUGAGGCUGAUGUGCCAUCUGAAAGAAUGCCAGAUCCAUCAGCAUUGGUCUGUAACCAGUUAGGUCUGGAGUUGAGUGUUUUGCAUGGAUUCUGUCCCCUUUAUGAUACUGUAACAGGGGAAAAGGUUCCUCCAGAAUUAGAUGAUGCUUUACAAGGAGAGUUCAACAGUCUGAUUGAUGAUAUGGAUUUGCUUGUUGAGGAGAUAGGCAAGGAUAGAGCAAAUAAAAUGUCGCUCGAGGAUGGUCUAGAAUAUGGCCUCCAGCGGCUGAGGAUGCCACAUGAGAAGGUGAACAUUGAAAGAUUCGGGAUUGGCAAUUCAAUUAAUGGUUCAUUCUCAAGAACAGGCAUCACUGGUACCUUUAAGCAUGAUGGAAGGUUAAAAGAGGAUUUUUUGAAUCCGUUGGAGCGAAGAGUUAUGAAUUGGCAUUUUGCUCAUACAGAGUAUGGUUGUGCUGCUGUCCUCAAGGAAGUUUCGCUUUCUAACUGGAAUCAAGAUGAGUUUUAUGGCGGGUUUGGAGGGCCACAUGCUAUGAUUAAAGGUGGUUAUAGCAGAGUUGCUGAGUCGCUUGCUGAAGGACUUGAUAUUCGCUUGAACAAUGUAGUUUCUGAGGUAUCUUAUGCCUCUGAUGUCUCCGCCAUGCAUAACAACAAGCAUAAAGUAAUAGUUAGUACAUCAAAUGGUGGUGAGUAUCUUGGAGAUGCUGUUCUGGUUACUGUUCCUCUUGGGUGCUUGAAAGCAGAAACCAUUAAGUUUUCACCACCGUUGCCGGACUGGAAAUAUUCAUCAAUCAAACAACUUGGUUUUGGAGUUCUAAAUAAAGUUGUGUUGGAGUUCUCAAAGGUAUUUUGGGAUGAUAGCUUGGAUUAUUUUGGGGCAACUGCUGAGGAAACCGAUCAAAGAGGUGAAUGUUUUAUGUUUUGGAAUGUCAAAAAAACUGUUGGUGCUCCCGUUCUGAUAGCUUUGGUGGUUGGGAAGGCUGCGGUUGACUAUAAAGACAAGAGUAAGUCUGAGCAUGUGAAUCAUGCAAUGAUGGUUCUUCGGAAGCUUUUUGGUGGGGAUCUGGUGCCUGAUCCUGUUGCUUCGGUAGUUACUGACUGGGGCGCUGAUCCUUACAGUUAUGGUGCCUACUCAUAUGUUGCUAUUGGUGCCUCUGGUGAAGAUUAUGAUGUACUGGGAAGGCCUGUUCAGAAUUGUUUGUUCUUUGCUGGUGAGGCAACAUGCAAAGAGCAUCCUGACACUGUCGGUGGCGCAAUGAUGACUGGAGUCCGGGAAGCUGUGCGUAUAAUCGAUAUAUUAAGAAGUGGAAAUGAUUAUACAGCUGAAAUAGAAACACUAGAAAAGGCGCAGAGGAAAUCUGUAUCUAUAAGGGAUGAAGUCAGCGACCUAAUAAAGAGACUUGAAGUUGUUGAGCUGUCUAAUGUGUUGGCUAGACACUCAUUGCUUCGGAACAUGUUCUUCUCUGCCAAAACAACUGUUGGGCGUUUGCAUCUAGCCAAGGAGUUGCUUAACCUACCUGGUGAAACCUUGAAAUCCUUUGCUGGUACAAAAGAAGGGCUUACAGUGCUGAACUCUUGGAUCCUGGAUUCGAUGGGGAAGAAUGGAACCCAGCUUUUACGUCAUUGUGUACAUAUUCUUGUUCGAGUUACGAGCGAUCUCUUUGCCGUGAGGCUCUCAGGCAUUGGAAAGACUGUGAAAGAAAAGGUUUGUGCACACACGAGCCGUGAUAUCCGUGCCAUUGCAAGUCAGCUUGUUAAUGUGUGGUUGGAACUUUACCGGAAAGAAAAAGCUAAUAGGGAAAUGAAAUCAUUGAGACGAACAAACCCUACAAAUAUCUCUAGAAUAAGAAGAAAGCAGAAUAGUGAGGAUGCAGACAGUAAGGGAAAUCUUAGCAAUGGCAACUAUACGACAACAGAUGGAGAGAUUGAGGACAACCAGCUACCUAUGUCAGAGGAAGAAAAGGCUGUGUUUGCUACAGCUGAGGCUGCUCGUGUAGCAGCUGAAGCAGCUGCAAAGGCAUUUUCUGAGGCCUAUCAAAGUACUUCAUUGCAGCUUCCUAAGAUUCCCUCGUUCCAUAAAUUUGCCAGGCGAGAGCAGUAUGCAAAAAUGGACGAAUCUGAUUUUAAGAAAAAGUUUCCAGGCAACGUCUUAGGAAGACAAGAUUGUAUGUCAGAGAUAGACUCUAGGAACUGCAAAGUUCGGGACUGGUAUGAUUUCCCUGCCUCCUGUCUUGACCCUGACAGUUCAAGGGUUCAGGUCGACAAUUGUUCACAGCGUAGCCAUUCGAAUGAACUUGGAUCUCAUUCAAAGUUCAGAGAAUGUUCUAGAGAGAGUGGGGCUGCGGAAACCAGUGUUUUUACCGGGGCAUGGGUUGAUACUGGCGGUAGUAGCGAUGGUGUCAAGGAUUACAAUGCAAUAGAUAGAUGGCAAUCUCAAGCUGCUGCUGCUGAUCCUGAAUUUUUCAACCGUGCGUUGCAUAUGAAGGAUGAAGAAGGUUCGAUGGCAUGUUCGACGGGUCCUCCUAGUUGGAAGCAUGACCAACCCGCGAAUGAAGGUUCUAUGUCACAGGUUACAGUGAAUAAAGAGCCACGUAAAAGUCAUAUCAGGGGUGCAGAUCGGUUGAAACAGGGGGUUGUAGAUUUUGUUGCAUCGUUGCUUAUGACCCCAUAUAGAGCAAAGAAAAUUGAUAGAGAUGUAUACAAGUCAAUAAUGAAGAAGACAGCAACAAAGGUAAUGCAGCAAACAACAGACGCGGAGAAAGCCAUGGCUGUUCCCCAAUUCCUUGACUCAAAGCGGAAAAACAAGAUUCGUGACUUUGUGGACAAACAAGUUGACAAGUACAUUGCGAUGGCUAAAGUUGCAAAACCUUGAUGGCCGUUUUGAGCGACAGUAAUGGCCAAUAGUACUUGAGUUGGUGGUAUCUGCUAAAGGAUGGCAAAGCCCCUUCUCGCAUAAACGACAUAUCAUUGCUCAUUUAUGAAGAAGCUUUUUCAAAGAAUCAGAUGCUCUCGGAUGAUAAAUGUUUUUCAACUCAUGCUGAUUGUUUUUAGUUUUGUAUAGAGCUCACGAUUUAGUGUUAACCCCCAUUAGUCAAUUUUUUUUCCUUCAGGUAUCUCUGAAUACAUUUCUUGAGAUUCAUAUAUCAUUUCCAGAACCCAAGAGAAAAAGCGUUUCAUUUUUUUUA